Diaporthe citri is the source of this 918-nucleotide messenger RNA. RefSeq lists its product as uncharacterized. The coding region runs from base 1 to 918 and encodes 305 amino acids. NCBI's taxonomy places the organism in Eukaryota, Fungi, Ascomycota, Sordariomycetes, Diaporthales, Diaporthaceae. Gene Ontology annotation, molecular function: chromatin binding; histone binding. Gene Ontology annotation, cellular component: chromatin; nucleus. Gene Ontology annotation, biological process: nucleosome assembly. The record is from RefSeq and is a predicted model, not a curated record. The transcript is spliced from 4 exons.
AUGGCUGCUGCACCUCCGGUAACCGAGGAAUCCUCGGUCUCCUAUGAGGAGCUCAACGACCUGAAUGCCGAGUUUGAUGACGCGGAAACAGAGCUGAUCCGGCAGGAGGUGGUGGUCAAGCGGCCUCUCUACGAGAAGCGACACAAGAUUGUCUCGCAAAUCCCCAACUUCUGGCCAUUGGUCUUUGAGCAAGCCCCGCCAGACAUUGACGAGUUCAUACAACCGUCAGACUCUUCCUUGCUCUUGUCGUCGCUGACGUCUCUGUCGGUGACGCGAUUCGAGAUCGAGGAUGGGAAGAAAGGCGACCCUAGGAGCUUGUGCUUCAGGUUUGAAUUCAGCGACAAUGACCACUUCGAGGACAAGGUCAUCGAAAAGAAGUUCUGGCAGAGACACUCCAAGAGCGGUUGGACCGGUCUCGUGAGCGAGCCUGUCGAGAUCCGCUGGAAGAAGGGCAAGGAUCUGACGGGAGGCCUACUGGGAACGAAUUAUCCGCAGAUGAGAAAUCUCAAGAAGAAAAUCGAAAACACCGGGCUCGGUGGGUUGAGCUUCUUCGCAUGGUUCGGUUAUGUUGGUCGAAAUGUAUCCGCCGAGGAGAGCCAAGAGGCCUUGGACAAGGCGCAGAAGGAACGCAUCGCCAGACAGGAAGGCAAACAGCAAACCUCUGAUGGCGAAGACGACAAUGAAGAGGAAGAGGACGACGAAGACGACGAGAACGAGCUGGAGAUUUUCCCAGAGGGAGACAGCCUUGCCAUUCACAUCUCGGAGGAUCUGUGGCCAAAUGCCACCAAAUACUUCACCCAGGCGCAGGAGCAGGACGAAGUCAGUGACGAUGAUUUCGAAUCUGAUGCGGAUGACGAUAAUAAGGAGGACGAGGGGGUUUCAGAGGAAGAGCCCCCUGCCAAAAGGCGGAAGACAUGA